Molecule: messenger RNA, 1915 nt
Organism: Helianthus annuus (common sunflower)
Lineage: Eukaryota; Viridiplantae; Streptophyta; Magnoliopsida; Asterales; Asteraceae
Product: cytochrome P450 82A3
Exons: 2
Coding region: 93-1673 (526 amino acids)
Biological process (GO): defense response to other organism
Molecular function (GO): oxidoreductase activity, acting on paired donors, with incorporation or reduction of molecular oxygen; iron ion binding; heme binding
Source: RefSeq, a predicted model, not a curated record
GCUACUUGCUAGAAGAUGUAACAUAUAUAAGUCGAUCUUAGGAUGAUAUUCACAGUAUAAUUACUUCCAUACUUCUCUCUGGCAUUGAAGCUAUGGAAUUCCAUCUCUCAUCUUCCUCAACUCUAACAGCCAUCUUGUUUGUUACUGUAAUUGCUUUUCUGCUCCAGAUCCUGAACAGAAAGAGGGUUAACAAAGAGCCACCUAGAGCAAAGGGGGCAUGGCCUAUUAUCGGACACCUACACCUUCUAGGUGGAUCGAACCUCCCUCAUCAUGUUUUAAGUGAUAUGGCAAACAAAUAUGGCCCUAUUUUUACCAUUAAGCUCGGAGUUCACCAGGCUCUGGUAGUGAGUAACGCCGAGAUAGCCAAAGAUUGCUACACCACAAAUGACAAAGCCUUUGCAAGCCGACCCAAGUCAACGGCGGCAGAGAUCAUGGGGUAUAACUACGCCUUGAUCGGCCUUGCUCCAUAUGGCGAUUACUGGCGAAAAGUGCGCAAGAUGCUCACACUGGAAGUCUUCUCUCAACGAAGAGUGGAGAUGAUCGAACAUGUUAGAGUUUCAGAAGUUAAAGCAUCCAUGAAAGAUAUGUAUGAGACCUGGCUAAAGAACAAAGAGAGUGAAGGUUCCGACAUGGUAAAGAUGGAGUUGUCAGGAUGGUUUGGGAGCAUGAUACUUAAUGUUGUACUUAGGAUACUUUCUGGAAAGAGGUUGCCGCUUAACCAUAAAGAAGGCAUUCGAUCUCGAAAGGCGGUUAGAGACUUCUUUGAGCUGUUGGGCGCGUUUGUGGUGUCCGAUUUCGUUCCAUUCUUGGAAGUGUUCGACAUCGGAGGAUAUAAGAAGAAGAUGAAAGUAGCUGGGCAAGAGAUGGACAACAUCUUAGAAGGAUGGUUGCAAGAGCGCAAGAGGGAGAAAGCGUCCGGCCAGAACCAACAUGAAGGGAACCAAGUCUUCAUAGAUGUCUUGAUUUCCAUUCUCCAAGACGCUUCGGAAGAGGAUUUUCCCGGUCAUGAUCAUGAUACAGUUAUCAAAGCCUCAUGCCUGGCAAUACUUAUCGCGGCCUCAGACUCGAUGGCUGUGACUUUAACAUGGGCUUUAUCUUUGCUGCUCAACAACCCAAAAACAAUGAAAAAUAUCCAAGAUGAAAUUGAUGAGCAUGUUGGAAGGAAUAGGCUGGUGCAACAAUCAGACACUAAAAAAUUAGUCUACCUUCAAGCGGUCAUCAAAGAAACAUUGCGUUUACACCCACCAGGACCUCUCUCCGUUCCUCAUGAGUCCACAGAGGACUGCGUUGUGAGCGGCUACAACAUCCCAAAAGGUACACGCUUGUUGGUAAAUCUUUAUAAAUUGCACCGCGAUCCAAAUGUAUGGUCGGAUCCUUACGAAUUUCAGCCUGAAAGAUUCUUAACAACUCAAAAGGAUAUAGAUCUUAGAGGAAAUCACUUCGAACUACUUCCCUUUAGUAGUGGGAGAAGAAUGUGCCCGGGUAUAUUCUUUGCCCUAGAGUCUUUGUCUUUAGCACUAGCUAGUGUGUUACAACAGUUCACGGUAACAAAAACUUCAGAUGAGCCAAUUGAUAUGACUGAAGGCGUGGGACUGACUACGGACAGAGCAACGCCACUUGAGGUCCUAAUUGCCCCUCGUUUAUCUUAUAAUAUGUAUUCUACAGAUGCAUGAAAUAUUUUUAUAUAUGCCCCGGAAAAAAUUACGAGCCCACUCACCUUUAAAGAUGUCAAAUCUGAAGGUUUCUAAUUUCAAAAGUAAGUCUUUAAGCUCUGAUCAGAAGACAUCAACUCUUGAAUAUAUAAGCUUUAUUCUGAUGUAAAGUAAACGUUGUGGUAUAUUUUUUUUUUCUAAUUGUAUGUUUUCUCCAUUUCUGAUUCAAUAUGCAAAUAAAUCUUCUAUGAGUAUUCUUAUUA